UUGUGUACAGCGUAACGUAUGGUAACGUCAAUCACAGGAGUAAACUUUGCGUAAUGUGCGUUUUAUUUUUGUUUAUUUAUAUAAGUUUAAGCCUAAAUUUUAUGAGUGGUUGCUAUGGAAGAUGAAGCAUCAAUUUUAUUAGACGGCAAAACGCUAGGCAAUUUACGUGUAGUUGAUUUGAAACAAGAAUUAGAAAAGCGCGGUUUAUCUAAGAGCGGAAGUAAAAAAGAUUUGGUGAAGCGCUUGAAAGUGCAACUUGAAUUUGAAAAGCUGUGUGGAGAAAGAAAAUCAGCUGCAGAUUGUGACUUAAAGUUAGAUUUGGAUGCUGAUACAGAGCAAAAUGAAUUUGUGCAACAAUAUUUAGCUCAACAGCAAAAGAUAUAUGCUGAACAAAAGGAGGCAAAACGACGUAUUGAGCUUGAAGAAACCUUAAAGAGCACUGAGGAAAAAGAGAUUUGUGAUUCCACUAAAAGUGACGAAGAUGCCACUGUUGAUGAUGAUGAUGAUCAGACAGAGCCAGAUGAACCUGAAGAGGAGGAUUCUAGGACUGCUGUCACCAGAAACAAGAUGGGAAGGGAGGCUAGAACUGACAAUGUCAAGCCUGAGGUUGAGAUAGCUAGCUCAGAAGUUCAAGAUGAUGUUGAUCAGAGCACUUCUGAACCUGCUAAAAUAAAAACAGAAAAUUCAGAAGUUCAAGAUGAUUCUGAGUUGCAAACUUCAAAAAUAGAAAGAGAAAAUUCAGAAGUUCAAGAUGAUUCUGAGUUGGAAACUUCGAAAAUAGAAACAAAAAAUUCUGAAAUUCGAGAUGAUUCUGAGCCGAAAACUUCUGUGCCUUCACAAGUGGAAAGAGAAAUCCAAAAUGAUUCUGAUCAAAAUAUUUCUGAAUUUUUAAAAGUAGAAGCAGAAAGCACAGAAUUCCAAAUUAAUACUGAUCUGAAAAUUUCUCAGCCUUCAAAGGUAGAACCAGCAUGUUCAGAUAAUGUUAAUAAGGGAACUUUUCUAUUUGCAAAGGCAGAAGUAGCAAAUUCCGGUGAUAUUAUUGAGAAAACUUCUCAGCCUUCAAAGGCGGAAGUAGCAAGCUCAGAUGAUGUUGAUGAGGAAACUUCUCAGCCUUCAAAGGUGGAAGUAGCAAGCUCAGAUGAUGUUGGUGAGGAAACUUCUCAGCCUUCAAAGGUGGAAGUAGCAAGCUCAGAUGAUGUUGAUGAGGAAACUUCUCAGCCUUCAAAGGUGGAAGUAGCAAGCUCAGAUGAUGUUGAUGAGGAAACUUCUCAGCCUUCAAAGGUAGAAGUAAGAUUAUGCUCAGAUGAUGUUGAUGAGGAAACUACACAGCCUUCAAAGGUAGAAGUAGCAAGCUCAGGUGAUGUUGAUCAGGAAACUACACAGCCUUCAAAGGUAGAAGUAGCAAGCUCAAAUGAUGUUGAUGAGGAAACUACACAGCCUUCAAAGGUAGAAGUAGCAAGCUCAGAUGAUGUUGAUAAGGAAACUACCCAACCUUCGAAGGUAGAAGUAGCAAGCUCAGAUGAUGUUGAUAAGGAAACUACCCAACCUUCAAAGGUAGAAGUAAGAUUAUGCUCAGAUGAUGUUGAUGAGGAAACUACACAGCCUUCAAAGGCAGAAGUAGCGAACUCUAAUGUGCAAUAUGAUACCAAUGUUCUUGAAACUUCUCAGGCUUCGAAUACUAUACCAUUUUCAGAAGAAGAGCUUGUCACAGAUAUUCCAACUAUCAACAAAGAGGACAGUCAAAACCAAAUAACUUCAUCUAAUCAUGUACUUGUGGAUUCCAGCAUUGAAAUUAGCAAGAAUCUGGAAGCCAUUGAUAAUAUAGCCAACCAAAAAACUUCAUCUGAAAUCACUGAAAAUGCAUGCAUUAGCUCUAGAACUGAAAACACCGAAAUCAACAAUAUCAUUGACCAUCAGACAGAAGAGUCAUCAACAUCUGAAAUCAUUCAGGAGAAGCAUGUUGAAUCUAGCAUUGAAAAUACUCAAAACGCAUCUCAUCUGGAUGAAUUAUCUGUAGAGACACAUACUGAUUCCAGAGAAAUAGUUUCUCCAGAAUCUAUACCGUUGCCUGAGAUGGAACCAGCUACACAAUUUUCCACUGUGCCUUAUUCUCUUAUGGAUAUUCAAUUACCUGAAAGCCCUGGGAAUGUGAAAUCUAAGUCUACAUCUGAUUCCGUUGAAAGUGAAUCUGUAAAUAAUACAGAAGAAACUCAUUCAAAUGGAAUAGAUCCUGCUGAUAUUAAGAGAAGCAAAAAAAGUAUUGAAAAGAAAGAUUCAAAAGAGGAUCCCUCUGAGAAAUUAUGUAAUCCAGACAAUGAUUCAAAUGAAAGAUCAGAUGAGCUCACACAGCGAUCAAAAGAAUCCAAUUUUGAUGAUUCUAAGGUGUUAGAAUCUAGAUCUCAAACUAAAAAGAUGGAAAAUGACCAUAAAAGUUCAAGAUCUAAAGCUCAUGUAAGUGAUAGAAAAACAAGAAGGUCUAAAGUUGAUAUGCCUACUCGUAGAGAUUCUCGAUCAAAAUCCAGAGAGAGGAAAAGAUCUCGUUGGUCAAGUGGAGAUUCUCCACCUCGUAGGCAUUCAAGGUCAAAAUCCAAAGAGAGGGCUCAUAAGUUAAAGGAGGAUAGUCGCAGUUAUAGAGAUUCUAGGUCGAGAUCGAAAGAAAAGGAUAGAAGGACUCGAAAGUAUGAAAAAGAUUCAGGUACUCGUAAAGUGUCUCGCAAUCGCAGAGAUUCUCGAUCACUAUCAAAAGAAAAUGACCGAAAAACUCGUAAAUCUAGUAUUGAAUCUAAAAGGCGCAGAGCUACUCAUAGUCGUAAAAAAUCACAAUCAGUAUCUAAUGAUAGUAAAAGUGAUCAUAGCUCCGACUCUGAGGAAGAAAUUCAAAAAAGGAAAGAUAAAUACAAGGAAUCUAAAUUAAGGAAAAGAGUAAAAAAAGAGAGUGACUCCGAAAGUGACAAAUCUAGCAGCUCAAGUUCUGAUAGAAGUCCAUCACAAAGUUCAAAACGAAAACGACAUUCUGCAAGGCAGAAGAAUAGACGUCGUAACCGUGAUAGUUCAGAGGGAACUCAAAGCUCUAGAAGUAGAAGUCCAGUUAAAAAGAAACUUAUUGAUAGAUCAGAUGAUCAUUCUGAAUCUUCAGUAACUGGCAAGUAUGGGAGACGGAAAAGCAAAGAGAGUGAUCAGAAUUCAAGAAGUAGAAGUAGGGAUAGUAGUCCUAUUCAGAAAAAAUCUAAAAAUAAGUUAGCUGAAAAAUCUGACAAGCAAAAGGAAGCAAGCCAUAAAGAUGAGGUUUUAGAUGGUGAUAAAGUUCCUAAAAGUCCUUCUCGUGAUGAUGAUUCAACUAGAAAGAAAUCGAAAAAAGACUUAAAUGAAUCGCUAACUUUCUCAAAGGAUGCGACUGAAAAAUUAAGAGAGCACAGGCAUAAAAGUUCAGAAGAUGAAGGCUCUGAAAAUAGAAGUAGAGAAAGCAGUCCAGUUAAUAUAACCUCAAAAAAUAAGUCACUUGAACAAGAUGUGGAUUCUACUAAUUUGGUUAAAACAUCUAGAGCAAAAAGAAGUGAAAGUUCAGAUGGGUCUAGAAGUCGAAGUAGGGAGAGAAGUCCUCCUCAAAACAAACUUAAACAUAAAUCUGAAUCACAUAUUGAUACUAAAGAAACUCGUAUGUCUGUAGAAGAAUCGAAAAGUCCCAAGUCCAGAAGUAUAAGUCGUGAACAAAGUCCUUCUGAACAUAAACCAAAUGAAUCAACUAGUGACUCUGUUAUUUCAUCAAAGACAAGUGGGCAAGAAAAGGAACCUGAAAGUGGAAGCUCAGAUGAUAACCAGAUUACAAGAAGUAAAAGUCAAGAAAGUUCUCCAGUUCGUAUUGCAAAAGAGAGUACAGAUGAAUCAAGUGUAGAUUCAGCUGCAUUAACCAAACGCGUGAGGCAAGAGAGUCAAAGUUCUGUGGAUGGUCGAGAUUCCAGAAGCAGAAGUAGAGAAAAAAGCCCUGAUCUAAAAAGAUCUAAAAUUCAUUCUGAUGAAACAAAUAUUGAUUCCUUGGAUACUGCUAAAUAUGAGAAAGAACCUGCUAAAACUAUUGUUUCUGAAAGUGAUAUCCCUGGUGCUGUUAAGAAAGGUAACAUUACAAUUGUUAAAAAAGAACCUAUAAAACAAAAACUGAAAAUAAAACGAGAUAAUGUUGUUAUUUCUUCUAAAAACAAGAAAGAGGAAAUAGAGAGUAAAAGUGAGAAAUCUGUAGUUAUUGAAUCAGGUGAAGAAAAUCAGAAAGAGCCUUCCAGUGCUCCUGUUCGCAUUCAGUAUGUUUCAAGAAAGAUUACUUUAUCAAGUCGCAGUCAAAGUGUAACAUCUGAUGAUGAGCCUAAGAGUAAAAGAAGCAAAUGGGGUAAUUUAGCUUCUUCACAGAAAACACCAACAAUAAACAUCUCUACAGAUUCAUUAAAGAACUGGUUUCCUGAUUUCAAGCUUCUAAAAGAUCCUACUCCUGAAGAACCUGCCUCCCUGGCAAAGGAAGAAAGUGACAUGGAAAUAGCAGUCAACAAACCAGAAGAAGAUACCAAGCAAGUUUCCAAUAUGAAGCGAUUCCAAGAGCCUCAGCAAGAAGAGCAGAUGGAAGUGGAUCAAGUUGAGACCGGGCCUGUUUCGAGAAUUCUCUUCAUUCAGAAUUUGGUGAGACCAUUUACUCUCAACCAAUUAAAGGAACUGCUCAGGGAGACAGGAAACUUUAUUGAAGAAGACUUUUGGAUAGACAAAAUCAAGUCCAAAUGCUUUGUUACAUAUGAAACUGAGGAAGAAGCUAUCAAGACUAGAAAUCACUUAAAUGGUACCAGAUGGCCUUCUUCAAACCCUAAAAUACUAUCUGUAGAGUUUUCUAAUGAAGAAGAGCUUACCCUCCAUCGAAACGGAAAUGAUACUCCUAAACCUGUUCUACAACCUGUACCUGAACCUAAUGAAGAAUCCCGAGCUUCUUAUUCGGCUGAUGAGUUCCGUAAGAAAGACCAUGAUCAAGAUCGGAGAAGAGACAGAUCAAAGCAGCAACCAGUACGAGAAUGGGAUAAAGACAAGAUCACUCAAGAAUCACCUGAUCGAGAGCGUUCAGGGAAAGAUGUGGAUAAAUCUAAACAUUUGGAUAAGAAAGAGAAAAAAGAUUCGAAAAGAAGAGCAAAUGAUGAUACUCCUGCCAAAUUAUUGGAUGAUCUGUUUCAAAAAACAAAGGCUUCACCAUGUAUAUAUUGGUUGCCAUUAACAGAUGAACAAGUUCAAGAACGAAUGGAAGGUAGGCGCUUGAGGCAGUUGGAACGUGAGAAACGAAUUCAACAGAGAGAACAGGAAGAUGCCGAAAAUAAAAGCAAAAGACCACGGUCUAGGAAUAGAACUAGAGAAGCGGAAACCAGAAGAAGUUCAACUCGAAGUCGUAGCCCUGUUACCAGACGUCGAUGAAUGGCAGAUUAGAUAUAUAUAUAAUUUUUUUCAGUCCCUGGCCUCCUCUCGUGCACUUAAGCAAAGUUCUAAGUGUAUCCAGGUAUACAAACGUCCACUCUUAUAAACCAUGAAACGGCCUGCAAUUUUUAGCUUUUUUAAGUUAAAUGCAUGAUCAAACUAUUUUAUUUUAAAAUCUGAACAAAAACUUUAUAGUAAAUGAAAUGACCUUUGAAGCAAAAUAUGUUCCCCAUAUUAAUUUAAGAAUUGGACUUUUUUAUUGCUUUGUUGUUUUCACUGCAUUAUUUUGCAUGUUUAAAAUAUUGUGUGCUUUACCUUUUUGUGAAUCUUUGUUAUUUGUGCACCUAAAGGUUGCAGGCUGUUUUAGUUUGAAAGAAAUGAAAGCAUGGUUUCUUAUAUGUAUUUGGCAUUGUUUUUUCCCUUUUAAAUUUUGCAGGAGGUAAGUCAGUUAUUUGUAAAAAAGAAGUGUGUGUGGAAUGAAUGAAAAGUGUGCUUGUGGUCUAGGGGUUGUCACCUUCAUUCUUAGAUAUGUUAAAACGUAUUUUUAAAUGCCCCUCCAUCUUUUUUAAUUCCUGAUACUUUUCUUUUCCCCUCCUGUGCCCAGUCAGGAGCCAUAAUUAAAUGGGUUUUUUGUUAAGAAUAAAUGCAAAAUUAUCCCAGUUGAUUUAUUUUUAUAAUUUUAAAAUGGGUGGGAUUUUCUAACUUAUUGGUGACAACUCUACCCCUUUCUUAAUAACUUGAAAUUUUGAAAAGUUCUGGAGGCCAGAGGAAAAAGAAAUGCAACUUUUUUUCUUUUAACCAGUGGGUCAUCUACCUAAUCCUUUUGCAGAUGAAAGCAGUUCCGUCUCGAAAAAGUAUAACUCCUAAAACUGUCUGCAACAGAGAACAAGGUUUUGUAACCGUAGCAAUCAGUUGAUUGUGAAGUCUGUAUUCAAUUGAAGGAAGGGAUGUCAGUCAGAGAUCAGAUUUAAAUGAUCGGUUCUGGAUCUGCUUUGAAAUAUAGCAAAAAACAAUAUCCGUAUCUAAAGAUAUUGAAGCCAUGACUAGACAGAAGUUUAAAUCGUCAGUGGGGUCUUUAGGCAAUGCCCUAACUCUGCAAGUUUAGUCACAUGUAUAUAUAAAUGCAUCUUGUCAUCUGUUAACAUUGUGAAAAUCACGUAUGGUAUUGUGUUUUUAUGUUGAAAACUAUUUCAUUACACAGGUGUCUUAAUUCAUGACCAAAUAACUAUGUUAUUGAUGUUUGCUUUUCGAUAUAAACUGCUUAAUAAUUUUUGGUAUAUGAAAGCAGUCAUGUUUUGUUUCUUACAUAAUGCACUGUUUUAUUCAACACAAACUGGAAUGAACGUAUUGGUAAAGUUAAUAGUUGGCUCUUUUUAAAAUGGUUUAAGUAUGUUUUUGUGAAAUGUAAAAUGUAUGUAGUAUUAUGUACAAAAGUGUUGUUUUUAAGUGUAAUGGCUUUAAUCAGCUAGAUGGGAAAGAAAAGAAUAUUUGUAAUCACAAUUAUUUGUCUGAGAAAUAAAAGAAAUUUUUGAGCUCUG
This is a messenger RNA of Argiope bruennichi, 6971 nucleotides long. It is a transcript of the gene Acn, whose product is annotated as apoptotic chromatin condensation inducer in the nucleus-like. The record is from RefSeq and is a predicted model, not a curated record. The transcript is spliced from 20 exons. Lineage: Eukaryota; Metazoa; Arthropoda; Arachnida; Araneae; Araneidae. Gene Ontology annotation, molecular function: RNA binding. The coding region runs from base 115 to 5433 and encodes 1772 amino acids.